Messenger RNA from Monascus purpureus, 1439 nucleotides. Lineage: Eukaryota; Fungi; Ascomycota; Eurotiomycetes; Eurotiales; Aspergillaceae. The record is from the annotation of a GenBank genome assembly.
CUCUACCACUACAGUCCUCACAACCAUGGCAUGACACAAUGCCCAUUUGUAUCGAAUGCUCCUACCCCGUCUCCCACCUGUACAGCACCUAUAGCCGAGCAGAUGACCGUUCACUGGGCAAAGGGGUGCGAUUGACCCAAUGUCCGCGCUGCAAGCGGUUUGCCGACAAAUAUGUCGAGUAUGACUAUGUCGUGGUGUUUAUCGAUCUGGUCCUGAUCAAACCACAAGUGUAUCGCCAUCUUCUCUUCAAUCGGCUCGGAAGAGAUGACGACAAGUACGAUCGCUCAAUCAUUCGCCUAGGCAUCCUCCUCCUUCUCUUCGACGUCUACCUGACUUGGGCACGCAUCGAAAGAUCGCCGUCCAUCUCGGCCACAUUUCUCUCCGACACACCUAUCAUCGUACAAUACUUGUUCUUCCUGAGUCUCAACGCUCUUUCUACUGUCGCACAUCAUAUCACAGUCCGGCUAUUGGCGUCGAUUCUUGUCCCGAGCUGUCACCGCUCGAAUUCCACUGGUAGCAACAUUGGCGGCAAUGGCGACAAUAACACCGGUAGCAGCGGUUGUGGAAGCUCCACUGAGCUAUCUGUUCCAUCCACUCCCUUUUCCCCGUUAUUUGUCUCUCUGUCGUCGUCUUCUGUGAAUAUUCAGGUGCCGGAACAGCAGUCUAGUGGAUCCGGGUCUCCUAGACUCACGCCGAAUGGAUCUCAUCACGAGAUGAAUAACAACCCCGGAGGAACCUCCUCAGGUCCCGACACGAGCCUAGAGACUGGCCACGGAAGCGAUACCUCUUCCAUUUCAAACCCUACCAUCCUACCUCCCCAGCGGCGCUCUUCGGCCCUCCAGACCUUACCGCCUCCAGCCCCAGCAAGCCCGACAGCCAUCUCCACCGCCCUACUUAUAAGCAGUUUCCCGAAACUCUUCCCUCUUCUCCUCGUCAUCUGGGGCCCAGAUGGCACCAGCAGAAUACCCAAAUCAGGCAGCCAUGAAGUUUCUAGUUCAAUCCUAUCUCCUGCCCUAGGCCAGAAUGCUGCUUAUAGCAUCCCUCUACCAUCCACGUCUUCAGCAGCUAGUAGCAUAUCCGGAUGUUCGUCAUCACAAUCAUCCUUUUACGAUUGGGUCACGAGAACGUCCGCGAGCUACCUCGGGGAUUCGCAGGAGCUCAUCGCGUCCCUCUUGUCGCUUGGGGCGGCAGAUACGCAUCUCGUGCUAUUGAACAACAUCGAAGCACUGUAUAUCUUGUUGGGGUGCGGAUACAUGCGUGCUACAAUGCUGGCGGUCGCAGGCCAUCUCACGCGGUGGUUAGUCCAGAAGGCGGUUUUGAGCAUGAUUGGGUUUAGUUGAAUAUUCGUUCAUUAGAGAAUAUGCGUAUGCACUGUAUCCUAUAACUGUAUGUAGUAAUAGUAUAUUCAAAUUCUAUUUCUAUAAUGCAACUGAAUAAGC